Messenger RNA from Paramecium pentaurelia, 204 nucleotides. The record is from the annotation of a GenBank genome assembly. NCBI's taxonomy places the organism in Eukaryota, Ciliophora, Oligohymenophorea, Peniculida, Parameciidae.
AUGGAAUAUAUAAAUGAAACUUUUAAAAACCUAGAAGUUUAUCAGAAUGGAUAACUUAUAUCAUAUCAAUAUAAUCAAACUAAUGAAAAAGAAAAUUACUAAAUUGAUGAACUAAUUAAAAAUUUAAAUUUAAAUUUGAGUGAUACCAAAAUUGAUGAUCAAAUAAUUAAUCAAUUUUCUUAGAUGAAUUGUAAAGAUAAUUGA